Molecule: messenger RNA, 444 nt
Organism: Acaulospora colombiana
Lineage: Eukaryota; Fungi; Glomeromycota; Glomeromycetes; Diversisporales; Acaulosporaceae
Source: the annotation of a GenBank genome assembly
GUACACCAAGUCCCCGGUCUUUAUUGGACAGGGUCGCCGAUAUCGGUUCGCGACCUCAUCCGAAUUGCGGUUUGGGCCGGCCAGAUGGCUUCGACCGACGAGGUGUCACGCCUACUUUACCAGAAGUACCAAGCACUGAACAAGGCGCAACGCAAGAGGCUGGCACAGGUAUUGCUGGACAAGCCCGACGAUUUCUAUAAAGUCCUGGGUGUCCCCGACGUAAAAGCCAAGAAUCGGAAAGCAGUAUUAGACUCUAUUCCACAACCACAAGGCGACACCCAACUCACCCGUCCGGAACCUCAGUCGACACCGAUGAACGCCACGGUAACGACACCAGAAACACUACGUGACAUUCUCGGGAUGGUCUUCCAGCAGCAGCAAGAAGCUUCUCGACAAAUGAUUCAAACGCUAUCGGCCUACACCCAAGAAACCAUUCAAGCUACG